Molecule: messenger RNA, 700 nt
Organism: Wyeomyia smithii (pitcher-plant mosquito)
Lineage: Eukaryota; Metazoa; Arthropoda; Insecta; Diptera; Culicidae
Product: antigen 5 like allergen Cul n 1-like
Exons: 2
Source: RefSeq, a predicted model, not a curated record
UAUUUGGGCAGAGGUGGUUUAACCUCUAAGUUGCUCUCUACAUCCUAGCGGUUCACGCAGCGCAUUUUCUAGCGUGUUCGCAAGUUUGCAUUAUUUGUUUUAGUAAUUUAAAAUUAUAAUUUCGACCAUAGUCCCAGCUGUUUGUCAAGCGACGAUGGGGUCACUCACACUAACCGUUCUUAUACUCGCUUUAUUGACCACAAGUAACCAAGAAGUAUCAAAUACCUAUUAUUUCCCCAACUAUUACUGUAAUCCAUCACUCUGCCAAAAUGGUGGUCCUCACGUCGCAUGUUAUCCACCAUAUACUUUCGGUAUCAGUUGCAAUGAUAAGCAACCACAAUUAGUAGUUAUGACCACUGAUCUCAAGGCAAAAAUCUUAGACCAACAUAAUAAACAACGAGCUCAACUGGCUAGUGGAAAACUGCCUGGAUAUGCUCCAGCCGCAAAUAUGCCGACACUUCAGUGGGAUUUGGAAUUGCAAUAUUUGGCAGAAGCAAAUAUAAGAUCAUGUGAAUAUGGUCACGAUAAAUGUCGUAACACGUAUUGGAGCAAAUACGUGGGACAAAAUAUUGCCAUCUUGCGACACUUUGGAUUAGAAAUUUCCAAGCCAGAAUCGAUCAAAUAUUUUAUAGAUGCAUGGUUCAACGAAUAUGUAUACGCUUAUCCUUACGUAGAAAGUUAUCCAAAAUAUUACUAUGGG